Molecule: messenger RNA, 2281 nt
Organism: Olea europaea var. sylvestris
Lineage: Eukaryota; Viridiplantae; Streptophyta; Magnoliopsida; Lamiales; Oleaceae
Product: probable serine/threonine-protein kinase At1g54610
Exons: 8
Coding region: 121-1947 (608 amino acids)
Biological process (GO): protein phosphorylation; positive regulation of transcription elongation by RNA polymerase II
Cellular component (GO): cyclin-dependent protein kinase holoenzyme complex; nucleus
Molecular function (GO): ATP binding; RNA polymerase II CTD heptapeptide repeat kinase activity; cyclin-dependent protein serine/threonine kinase activity
Source: RefSeq, a predicted model, not a curated record
AUGCCAGUAAUGAGUAAUUUAAUCAAUUAUAAUUGCUGACGCAAUUCCAAAAUUCCAACGAAAAGAGAAGUACCCAACUUUUUAACUCUUUAAUCUAUAUUUAUAUACAGACACACGAAUAUGAAUGUAAUUGUUUUCAUUUUCUGGCCUUCAAUACCCACACAGACACCGAGCAAUAAAUGCAGUGUUACGGACUACGACAAUAGCAGUGUUCUUUUGUGUGGUUAUAAAGCCACCAGAAGAAGAGAAACUCGACGGAGUUGUCGCCGGAGGGAAGAAAAUGGGUCGUUUUCUGAACCCCACCUCACGAGGGUGCAGAACGACGUUGAAAGAGGAAAGAAGAAGAUCAGAGAGAUUCCGGAGGCAGAUGUGGGACGGCUUAGGCCCUCGGCUUCAGCGCCGGAGUUUCUGCUAAGAACUGGCGGCGCCACCACUCGGGAAGGGUGGCCUUCGUGGUUGGUCGACGUCGCCGGCGAUGCCAUCAAGAACUGGACACCCCGCCGUGCCAACACCUUCGAGAAACUCGAUAAGAUUGGACAAGGAACAUACAGCAAUGUGUAUAAAGCUCGAGACUUGAUAACGGGGAAGGUGGUUGCAUUGAAGAAAGUAAGGUUUGAUAACCUAGAGCCAGAAACCGUUGCAUUUGUGGCAAGAGAGAUACUCAUUUUGAGUAGGCUGAAUCAUCCCAAUGUAAUUAAACUCGAAGGGCUGGUUAUUUCGAGAAUGUCUAGUAGUCUUUACCUCGUUUUUGAAUAUAUGGAGCAUGAUCUUGCUGGCCUUGCUGCUGUCCAAGGUGUCAAGUUCACAGAACCCCAGGUCAAAUGUUUUAUGAAACAAUUAUUCUCUGGGCUUGAGCAUUGCCAUAAAAAUGGCGUUCUACAUCGUGAUAUCAAAUGCUCUAAUUUGCUAAUUGAUGAUGAAGGAAUCUUAAAAAUAGCCGAUUUCGGUUUGGCUUCUUUUUUUGAUCCUGAUCGCAAGAAACCUUUGACUAGUCGGGUUGUCACCCUCUGGUACCGUCCUCCAGAACUCUUACUGGGGGCCACUUAUUAUGGGGUUGGUGUUGAUCUGUGGAGUGCAGGCUGCAUUUUGGCAGAGCUGUUUUCUGGGAAGCCAAUACUGCGGGGUCGAACUGAGGUUGAGCAACUUCACAAGAUCUUUAAAUUAUGUGGUUCUCCAUCGGAGGAAUAUUGGAAGAAAUCCAGAUUGCCAAAUGCAACUCUUUAUAAACCUCAGCAACCUUAUAAGUGUUGCAUAUCAGAGACCUUCAAGGAUUUUCCACCAUGUGCUCUUGCUCUGGUAGAAACUCUUCUUGCUAUUGACCCUGAUGUUCGAAGCUCUACCACUGCAGCAUUAAAUAGCGAAUUCUUUAACACUGAACCAUAUGCCUGUGAGCCAUCAAGCUUACCGAAGUAUCCUCCAAGCAAGGAAAUGGAUAUAAAAUUGAGAGUUGAAGAAGCAAGAAGGCAACGAGGUUUAGGUGGGAAAGCCCACGUCGUAGAUGGUACCAGAAGAAUGAGAAUUCAUGAAAGGGUAGGCCGUGCAAUUCCAGCGCCAGAAGCCAAUGCUGAGAUCCAAGCAAACUUAGAUAGGAUGCGAGUCGAGUCACAAGCUAAUGCUAAGACAAAAAGCGAGAGAUUUCCACCACCCCAUCAGGAUGGAUCGGUUGGAUACCCUAUGGAUACAUCAUUACAAAAUUGCCCUGUAUCUUUCGGUGCAUCUGAUGCUUCUUUUAGUUCCUCGAUUUUUGAUCCAAAACCAUCCCGAUUUCUGAGAAAUAAUACAGUAACAAGUGCAGCUUCCUGGGGGAAAAACAAGAAAGAAGAGCCUCAUUUGGCUCCUCCUCGGAGAUUCACGAACACAUUCUAUCCUUCCUUAAUUGGUUGGUCCAAGGAUUGGAGGUUCAGUCGGAGACGAUCAAUUUCAGAGAAUUUUGCUGAAAGAAGGUAGAGAGAAUUUAAAGGAAACAAAUCUUUUGAAAACUUGGUGUUUUUGCCAUUGUUGGUAUUAAAUGUAAUCUUUUUUGUUAUUAAUUUCAUUCUAAUCUUGUAAUUAUGUGGGUUCUGUUCAUAAUUAACACAUUUCAAAGUCUCAAGUGAGUUGGUUCAUAGCAUCUUCCUCUGUAUUAAAUUCUAUCUUCAUUCGUGAUCGAUUAUGAAAUUUCUAUAUGUGGAAUCCUAUUUGUUGUAUAGUUUAGACUUGAGAUUUUCCUGCCUACCAGGUUUAAUUGUAAAAAUUUUGUAUCUAAUCAUGUACUAAUUGUACUUAAGAUCAAUCUUUUACA